GAGGCCCCGCGCUCCCACCAUACGUUAAUAUAUUCGACGCACGCGUACUAAGUCGUCGUUUUCGCAGCGUCAGUCAAAGAUGGCGCUAGCGGCCGCCAAGCCGACGAAUCAUCGAUCGGCGUUCUUUCCGAGAAACGUGGGCCGAGUAGAGCUGGGCAAUUAAUACGAAUCCUACCUCUGUCAAGCCGAUGAAUAGUCAAGAACACUUUUUUACACGGAAUUUCUCGUUUUGUAAAUUUUAAAAACCACAUUAAAUAAAAUGCAGCCAAUGCACAAGUUUAUGCGAAAAAAAAAACAAUAGCAUCCAUUUGCACGAGAGUCCUGAUGCUCCAAUAAGUUCGUUCGUUCCGUGUCCCGCUCUACUGUGACACCGACGUGAACAUAGGAACGACGCGGUCGGUGGCGUUCUGCGGCCAACUUAACGGUAAAACUCGGUCGGUUCCGCGCGGCCUCAAGGCAGUCGUCAACAUGAUGUGGCACAUCGCGUAGCGGCCACCGAUAAUUUUAAGUUCGUUUUCGUAUUAAAAAACAAAACCCGGCCGAAACCCGUCGGCGCUAAACAAAUAUUAUGUAAUGUACACAUCGUUAAGUACGCGCAUCGUACGCCGUUUACGUUAUCCCGGACCGCAAACCAAGUACAAAACCCCGAAAACAUAAGAGAGAAAAGCGUAUAACCCGACGAAAACUGCGUGUUUUUCUUUUUCUUUUUAGCGAAACCGACCAAAUACAAACGUAUCGCUCUUUUAUCGGAUAUACAUUUAAAGGCUGUGUUACACAUCGUAUAAUUUUAACGAAAUGGAACCCGUCGUAUCGGACUUCGAAGAGCUGAUGCUGUGCGGCUUCUGCAAGCAGAAAUUCAACGACACCGACCAGAGUCCGAAGCUGCUCUCGUGCAAGCACUACUUCUGCCUGCAGUGCACCCGCACCAACCUCGUCAAGGGCCAGGAGCUCUACUGCGUGUACUGCUGGAAACGGACCGAGGUAGGGGACCUGGGGCCCGAAUCGCUGCCCACGUACGCGCCGGUGCUCUGCCUCGCGAAAAACUUCGCGCAGCUGAACCUCGGACUGAAACCGCCCGACAAGGGGUCGGCGGGGGGCGCGGCUGCGGCCGCCGCCGCCUCCGCCAAGGUCAUCUCCGAGAACUGUCACACGCACGCGAUGCCGCUGGCGCUCUGGUGUCAGACGUGCUGCGCGCCGGUGUGCCGCGCGUGCGCAAACACCGCGGACCACGCGAACCACAAGAUAAAGUCGCAGAACGAGGCCAAGGACCAAUUGGUCGCCGAGAUGCAGAUCGAUCUCGCGUCUAUGAACAAAAUGCUGUCCGAGAUCCAGCGAUUGGCGAUGCAGCAACGCGAGUUCCUCCUCAAGAUACUCGAGGCGUGCGUGACGCUCAAGACCCACGUCGAGGCGGACCUGACGACGAACACGUCGCAUUUCGAGUUGGGCGAGACGCGCGACCUCCUCGCCAAGCUCCGCCUCAACCUGUCCAUGGCCGAGAACCUGUCCGAGGUGCAGAACAUAUUCGCCAGCGUCAACGUCGAGAAACAACGUCUCCAGGUGCGCUACCAGGAGAUGUACCUGCAGUGUCAGCUGGACGACCUCAUACGCAACUCGUCGGUCGUGUUCGACUUCCAGCUGCUCAAGCAGGCCCUCAACAACAUCCACAACGGGGAGGCGGUGUUGCCGAGCAACUCGCGCGUCCUCGCGCCCUCGCAACAGAACCCGAUCCUCUUCCUCGCCAACUACUGCAUGUCGCAGCUGUACUCGCGUCACGUCGUCUCCAAACAGCCCGUGAACGGUACCCUCGACUACCACAACCAGAACGCCGCCUACCUCGGCGGCACCAACCAGCAACAGCAGCAGCAGCACCUGGUGCUCGCCACUCCGAAAAACAUCUACCAGGACAACAACCUCAUGAUGCAGACGAUGAUACCGUCGCCGCAGAUACGAAACCCGUCCGCGAUGUGUCCCCUGUACUAUUUCAACAUCGAGGUGAACGGGGCCCAGAUGGGACGCAUCGUCAUCGAGGUGAGGGCGGACGUGGCGCCGAAAAUGGCGAAGAAUUUCGGCGUGCUGACGACCGGCGAGGCGGGCAUGGGAUACAAGGGCUGCCAGAUAUUUCAGUGUUGGGAGGGCGAGAGCGUCAUCACCGGCGACUUCGAGUUGAACAACGGCCGCGGCGGCCGUUCCAUAUUCGAGGAGUCGUACUUUCUGCCGGACGACACGAAACUGCUGGCGUCGCGAGGCACCGUCGGCAUGCGACGCACCCAGAAACGUCACGACAACCUCGGCAUGGUCGGCUCGCAAUUUCGCAUCAUCCUGCAGGAGAUGCGCGGCUUUACCGGCAUAUUCGGACACGUCGUCGAGGGAAUCGAACUGGUGGAGAAGAUCAGCACGUACGGCGACACCGCGGGGAAGCCCACCAAAAACAUUCUCAUAGUCAAGUGCGGUAAGCUGCAGUAACCGAUGCGCGCCGUUACGACAAUAAAAGGCGGGAUUUUUUUUGGCGGGGGGAGGUAGAACGUACAUAAUCAAAACGCCCCCGUGCCCGCGGGGAGGGGAGGGAAAUAGGACAGGGAGAAUGUUUGCCAAAAUCGUUUAUCGGACGCACGCGCGGCGGCGCCUCGAUCGCCCGACGGACCAACCGUUUAUAAUCAAAAACGCGACCCACGUUGCCGGAAUCUGUUUUGACCCGUUCGAAGACUAUUUAUUUAUUUACGUUAAAUACCGAAAAAUGGUUUUUUUUUAGCUCGCCGCAAGCUCGAGAAUCCAGGUCUGCGGGCCCGACGAGAAAACAAAUCCGGAAAGAAAUUAAUUUCGAUUUCGAUCGACUCUCGCGCGUUCCCAGUGAUACGUGACGUCACGUCGCGUCCGAUUUUAAACUCAUGCGUGUAUAUUUUACGCGGUCGAUCGGUGUUUAUCGAGGUUCCGCCGUAUAAAAGUAGUUAUUUAAGUACCCUACGAUCUAGGCUAAGUUCUGUUCGGUGUAACGCAUCAUAACCGUAGCUUAAACAAAAAAAAAUGCAAAACGUAUUAAAAAAAAUACAAACUAGGUGUUUUAUGUGUAGCUUCGUCAGGAAAAAACUCGAGAGGAAAUAGCGUACAGCCCGUAUAUUUAAAAAAAAAAGAAAUAAACGAAUUUCGAGAUACAUAUAUAUAACUAUAUUUUCAUAUUGUGAAACUAUCGAAGAAAAAAACUAAUGGACCGAUAUUUUUUAUUGUUGACUUUCGCGCGCGCGCUUGUGAAACGUUUAGGUUAUAUUCGACGACGACGACGACGGAAGGGACGAAUAUCGUUAAAGGUGCAGAGUUUAACGCGUGAUUUGGCCGAAGAAAUUUGAAUCGGAAAUAAACCCGCUUUCCUUUUUACAAUGGUGUAUAGCGUUCGUAGCGAGUUUAAAAAAAAACUUAAAAAACAUGCUUCCCUACUUUUUUUUAAUGAUUUACGAUAUACGAUUGUAUUGUAUACCUUAUAGGAGCGUAGAUAAGAAGGAGUGCAAUAAUAAUGCAUUUCGUUUUUUUUUUUUCAUUUUGCACCGACUACGGUUUGUUUUUGUCUUAUAAAUUAGGCUUUUUUUUUUUCGUUUAGCGUAUAAUUAAUGAUAAUUGUAUUGCGGCGCGAACGGAUCGGCGCCUCCAAAGCCGCGGCCGCCCCGUAUCGGCGCUCUGGACGCCCCGAUCGCCGCGAUUAACCAAAGUUGUGUGUGGCACGUCGUUUUUUGUAGGGAUCCCCCCGAAACCCCCGUCAGGUUUCGGUUUCGUUGGGUAAACGAAGUCGUAGUGUGACGUAACGGACUUUUUACGAAAAUAAAUACCUUUGGAAGCAUUUUAUUUUGUUUUUUCGCGGCUCCCUUUUUCAUUCCGCCCUGUCCCACGGUUUUACCACCACUAAACGAUAAUCGAAAAGGCUCAAUAACCGAUUAAAACUCGCAACGAGCACAGUUUUCUACAGGAAGUGGUCCUAAGAAAUGAAUUACGACACUCCCUACUAAUUAUUCAUGACCGCGGGAUGUUGACAAAACCGGGCAGUCAAAACUAUCAAUAGCAUUAAAUAUAACGGAUUUUUUGCACCUCGUAUGAAAUUUCACCCUUAUGUGACUAGAAAUAUUAGUUCAUCAUGUUUAGAUUUCGUUGACGUUACAUUAAGAGAGCAAAUAAUCAGUUAGACGUCUGUGGUUAAGGGAUUAUAUUAAUUCCGAGUUUAUUACGUUUUUUCAAAGAAAAAAUUGUGUUUGUCACAAUGGAAAAGGUGUUUGGGGAUGUUUUAAGGUAUGCAGAAGAGCAUUUGGCAUGAAAGAAGCAUUAUUAUGAGGUUUUAGGCAGACCUUUUAAUUUAGAAACAAUGUUAGGGACCUUCCUGAAUUAUAUACCCCAAAUCAUUUAGGCCACCCGCAGCAGCACCAGGUUUUCCAAUAUUUUGCAUUUUCGAAAAAAAAAAUGUCUGCCGCAAAAAUUUAACAACUAUAUGUAACAACCAUAGAAACGACUUCUUUGUUUGUUAUAAAGAAAUUAUUAGACGUUGUUGAUACAUAAGAUGUUUAUUAGAAUAAAAAAGAAAAAACUAGUAAAAUAAAAAUAUUUAAACAGUUCAAAUACAAUGAAAUAAAAGCAUUUUUUGUUAUCGCAACGCACAAUAUUUGCUAUUUUCGAGACUUAUCGAGUGUGGCGUUGAAUUUUAUCGCUUAACAAGGGAAAACGUUCUUUGUUAUCAAGCGCGCACGUUUUAAGAGGUGCAAAAAGUCCCGAUAAUCAAAUUAAACUAGUUAAGUCAAAAAUCACAGUUACCAUCCACUCUCCCCAGACUCCAUGGCCGACGCCCUUUUUUUUUUCUUUUUAAUACUUACGACGGCAGAUGCAUCGUUUACCUUUCGAAGUGGAAACUCAGGUGCGCGGCAGGGCCUAAUAACGUCAAGGAAAACAAAAACAGAUAACGGAACGGUACUCUGACAAUUCUUUUACCCGACAACGAAGCGUCUUCAUUUUGCCAGGUCGACACACGCGCCAAAAAGCAUAUCAUUUUUCUUACCGAUGAUCAUAUUUUUUGCGAGUCUAAAUUGUUUCGUGCCUUAGUAUUUAAGCUAUCUAGAACUUUACGACGUCAACUCGACUUUGUGUUUCUUUCGCACGACAAAAAUGAAAAAAAAAAGUACAAACGUUCGUAACUCGUGAUGCGGAUUCGGCACAAAACACUUCUAAAUCACGUAAACUGCAAAACGAUUUCGGUUCAGUUAUCACCUCUCGAUCAGUGUGCUUUUAGGCGACCCAGUUCGAGCAAAAUCAAUGUAAGAUAGAUUAAAUCGUAUUUAAUAUGUAAGUAAUUAGGGAGUAUAUCGUCUUCUGUUUGUAAACGUUCAACCGACAAUAAAGACGAGCGGAAAAUUUGUCCAGUUGGCCGCGGCAAGUUUGACAUUUGACAGUUGAACCGCCGCCACCUUGACGAGUUCCGCCGACAAAUCGAGGUUAUGAAAACUCUCCGUACCGAAUGGAUAUCAGAUACAUUACCCAUCCCUUAGACAUAAUAUGUGUAACGAACGUUCGCUAGUGUCCAUACUUUAAGAAUGUAUAUCAUAGAUGUUAAAGCGUUUAUGUGUGUUAGGCUAGUAAUUGUAUUUUAAAUCGGUUACGAUUUCUGUAAACCCAAACGCUCCCAUCACGAUUAAAUGUAAGCGACCCCGUAUCUGUCUCUAUCCGCCGCUCUGUCGACUCGCGAAGAAAACUCAACAGUAGAUGCCAGUGUACGUGCCUUGUUAACCCGACUCGAUAUUUGUGAUAAAAACCGAGUACCUACCACCUCACACAAACACGUUAGAUUUCAAAAAUAAACAUUUCCGCAUCUGUAAUCGUCACGAAUUGUGUUUUAAUUUG
Messenger RNA from Cylas formicarius (sweet potato weevil), 5865 nucleotides. RefSeq lists its product as uncharacterized. Gene Ontology annotation, biological process: protein peptidyl-prolyl isomerization. Gene Ontology annotation, molecular function: zinc ion binding; peptidyl-prolyl cis-trans isomerase activity. Bases 796 to 2463 code for a protein of 555 amino acids. NCBI's taxonomy places the organism in Eukaryota, Metazoa, Arthropoda, Insecta, Coleoptera, Brentidae. The record is from RefSeq and is a predicted model, not a curated record. The transcript is spliced from 2 exons.